Fusarium verticillioides 7600 is the source of this 1361-nucleotide messenger RNA. Its product is annotated as molecular chaperone GrpE. Gene Ontology annotation, molecular function: adenyl-nucleotide exchange factor activity; protein homodimerization activity; protein-folding chaperone binding. The record is from RefSeq and is a predicted model, not a curated record. Gene Ontology annotation, cellular component: PAM complex, Tim23 associated import motor. Lineage: Eukaryota; Fungi; Ascomycota; Sordariomycetes; Hypocreales; Nectriaceae. Gene Ontology annotation, biological process: protein import into mitochondrial matrix; protein folding. The transcript has 2 exons. The coding region runs from base 264 to 998 and encodes 244 amino acids.
GAAUGGAAGCUUCCCGUCCCCGGAAGAGAAGCCGGCGCGACCCUUCUAAAUUCGAAGCGAAUCAAUCAUGCCGACAGCUAAAAUUUCAGUCCUGACUCGGAGCUUCCAAACUUCCUGAUACCUACCUUACCUACCCACCACAGCCACUGUACACUUACUUACUUAAGUGCAUCAGCCUAUCUCCGUCGAGUCUUCCUCGUCUUCCUCGUCAUUUACUUUGUUCCUACCAAAUUCUAUAAUACAAUUCCUCAUAUACCCUCACAAUGUUCCGACAGGCCAUUGCUACCUCAUCCCGCGCUCUGCGAGCUGCUCCCAAGGUCGCCGUCCCCCGACCUUUUAUUCAGUCGCAAUUUCAGGCCGCGCCCGCCUUUGCUCUCAGAUCCGUUAAGCCUGCCGUGUCGAGAUGGUACAGUGACGCUAAGGAGACUGAGACCAAGCCUGCUGAGGAGGCCAAAGCCGAGGAAAAGCCCGCUGAGGGUGAGAAAGAGAACGAUCCUCUCGCUGAGCUCAAGAAGGAGCUUGCAGCCAAGGAGAACGAGGUCAAGGACUGGAAGGAUAAGUGUAUGCGCACCGUCGCCGAUUUCCGCAACCUCCAGGAGCGCACCACACGUGAGGUCAAGGCCGCUAAAGAUUUUGCCAUCCAAAAAUUCGCCAAGGAUCUCGUCGACAGCGUCGAUAACCUCGACCGCGCCCUUGGAAUGGUUCCCAAGGAUAAGCUCAAUGCCCCAGACCGACCUGAGGGACUCGAGGAUCUCGCCAACCUGUAUGAGGGUCUCAAGAUGACCGAAGAUAUCCUCAUGAAUACCCUUAAGAAGCACGGCCUCGAGCGACUCAAUCCCGAGGGCGAGAAAUUCAACCCCAACGAGCAGGAGGCCACUUUUAUGACUCCCCAGCCUGAUAAGGAGGACGGCACUGUUUUCUUCGUUCAACAGAAGGGCUUCAAGCUUAACGGCCGGGUGCUGCGCGCCGCCAAGGUCGGUGUUGUCAAGAACAAAUAAGCAUAUCGUUCUUCCAUAAUGACGGAGAUGUGUGCUUUGAUGACAUCUCCACGCUCAAUCGCAUCUUGCGUGUAUUUUUAGACGAGGUUAUAUCGGUUGGCGUUGGCUCUAUGUAUAAUGCUCCCCUCAUGAUGGUCAUUUUUUUCAACUUGUAUGAUGGUUACAGAUGCUUGGACAGGAGAAAAAGUUUUAAAAGAGCUGGGACAUUUGUACAUAAAUAACAAGACGUACAUGUAUAACAGUGGGGGCAACUGGGCGGUAUAGUCGACCUAAGAGGGUCUUUUCAGGUCAUGAUCCAUAAUGUCCAGAGAUAAAAAUGAAUUGGUACCUAAGCUGGCAACCCAGCUAUGAUGAUGAUGAUGA